GAGUACUUCAGGCCAGAGCCAGCAGCUGCCCGCAGCUCCCACACGGCCGUCACCCUUCCUGGCUGUGCUGCACCGCGCUGUGCCACGGUCCCUUUCACGCUGGGUGGCUGAGCUGACGGCCCUCCUGGGCCUCUUCUCUGUCCAGGGAGCCGCCAGCAGACCCCAGGCACCAUGUCCCGGGAGCUGCCGCUGCUGCGCUGGUUGUGGGGCCGGCCCAGUGUGAAGGCAGUGGUAACUGCGGGGCUGUUGGUCACCGUGCUCUGGAACCUGAAGUGCUUCAUCCGCUCAUCCAACAGCUCUGAUGAAGCCCUCAAGCACACAAAGGUGCUGACAGUCCUGGUGUGGGAGUGGCCGUCGAGGCAGGUCCCAGACCUAAGCGGGGAUGUCUGUCGCGAGCAGUACGGCAUUGCGGGCUGCCGGCUCAGCACAGAGCGGCGGCUCCUGAGCCAGGCUGACGUGGUGGUGUUCCUUCACACCACUCUCCCGCGGGGCCGGGACAGGCUGCCCCGAGACAGACCGCACGGGCAGGGCUGGGUCUGGGUGUCCCUGGAGUCCCCCACCAACACGAGAGCGUUAGCAGGAUGGAACCAGACCUUCAACUGGGUGAUGACCUACAGAAGGGACUCGGACAUCUUCAUGCCCUAUGGCAAGCUUGUGCCCAACCGGUCAGCCACUGUGAGCAUCCCCACAAAGACCAACUUGGUGUCCUGGGUUAUUAGCAACUAUCACAGGACUCAGAAAAGAGCUGAAGUCUACAAGAACCUGUCCAGGUAUCUCCACGUGAAUAUCUAUGGGAAAGCAGCCAAGAAGCCACUUUGCAAGGACUGCCUUUUGCCCACAACAUCCAAGUCCAAGUUCUACCUGGCCUUUGAGAACUCCAUCCACCAGGACUACAUCACCGAGAAGCUCUGGAGGAACUCUCUGCUGGCUGGCACUGUGCCAGUGGUGCUGGGCCCCCCCCGGGCCAACUACGAGCAGUUCAUCCCCGCAGACUCAUUCAUUCACGUCGAUGACUUCAGUUCCCUGGCAGAUUUGGCCACCUUCCUGAAGACCAUGAACUCCAGCCGCUACCAGCAGUUCUUCGCGUGGCAGAAGAGGUACAGCGUGAAGCUCUACGCAGAUUGGAAGGAGCGCAUCUGCACCAUCUGUGCCACGUACCCCCGCCUGCCCCAGGGCCGCCUCUAUCCCGACCUGCAGAGCUGGUUCAACUCCUAGCACAGGGCUGGCACUGCCGGAUACAUCCGGGGUGCAUUUGGGUGGCAGAGAGCAGUCCUGGAGAACAGGAUGUCAGGCAGUGAGGAUGUGGGACUUCUCCUCCUGGCCGCCCUGUUGCCACUCUGUGACCCUGAGCAACACCGCGUGACAGAACUUCCUGCACACCACAACCACCCCCGUACUGACCUACCUCACUGUGGUGCUGCUGCAACCACAGGGUGCUUUGGAAAUAAACAGCACAAAUUUCCUGA
Gallus gallus (chicken) is the source of this 1466-nucleotide messenger RNA. RefSeq names its product fucosyltransferase 7 (gene FUT7). The record is from RefSeq and is a predicted model, not a curated record. The coding region runs from base 172 to 1215 and encodes 347 amino acids. The transcript has 2 exons. Gene Ontology annotation, molecular function: alpha-(1->3)-fucosyltransferase activity. Gene Ontology annotation, cellular component: membrane. Lineage: Eukaryota; Metazoa; Chordata; Aves; Galliformes; Phasianidae.